Messenger RNA from Drosophila willistoni, 1215 nucleotides. RefSeq lists its product as uncharacterized. The transcript has 2 exons. Lineage: Eukaryota; Metazoa; Arthropoda; Insecta; Diptera; Drosophilidae. The record is from RefSeq and is a predicted model, not a curated record. The coding region runs from base 78 to 926 and encodes 282 amino acids.
AAGAAAAUUUACAUAUUAUUUCAAGCUGAUAACAACUCAUAACAAAAGAUUGAAUUUAAGUGAAUUAUUUAUUAAAAAUGGAGAAGAAUAAGUUAAACGAUGAUUUACUAAAUCGUAUUAAAAACGAGUUAACAGCCAUAUUGGAGGAGGAGGCUACAGGAGAUCCAGAUAGAAAGGUUUCCUAUGAAAUGCUAAUGAAACCGAAUCCUUUACCACUCACUCAACCGCUGCCCAAGAAUUCACCAAAGAAAUCCGGAACAAUUAUUAAAAGUGCAUCAUAUAGACAGGCAAAUAGUGGCAAAACGAUUCACAUAAAACCAUCUAAUAAUUUUCAUCAACCGGAGAAGGCAACAAAGACGACGGAUACAAAGUCGCCUGAAGCUGCAACUGACAGCAAGAAAAAAAGGGAAUCACCCAAGGAUCCGAGUUUACGUGCGGAGUUUUUAGACUCUCAGGCGGCCAAGAGCAUAGACGAUGAGAUGCAGAAAAUGCAAUUGGAGCUAAAACAGAGCUAUGAACUAUUCCAAGGGAUAAGCGAGAAAUUUGAAUCUAUUAGCUUUGGCGGCCUGAAGAAUCGCAUACGUGACUUGCAUUUAAAUAACUCCAACAAUGAGAUCGGCAAGAUGACAACCAUGGAACUGCAGAAGAUGUUCGAGACGCGCUACUUGCAAAAUCGCUUGGACAAACUGACAACGGAUGUGAGUCAGGGAUUUCGACGUCAUCCUGGUGAAUUUGGUGAUAUACCCGAGUUGAGCAGAUUCCUUCAGGCAUGCACACAGUUGGAGCGUGGAUUGGGUGCACUGAAGAAGCAGCGUCGCCGCAGCAGCGAUCUGGGAAAGCGUUUGUGCUGGGCCACUGAGAUAGCGUACGAUCGAGUGGAUGAAAUACGCAAUGCAGUGGGCUCUAAACCGGAGACCAAUUUUUAAAUUAAUCAACAGCAAAAACAAAGGUUAAGUAAAAGAGCCAUCAAAAAUUUGUAGCACAGUGGGACCGACAGUUCGACAUUUGGAUGUUAAUUUAUUUCGCUGCUAUCUAUUCUGCAUACCAAUUUUAUCAUCUAACUUUAGAUAGUUCUUAUCGUCUAUGAUCUUAUCAAUUUUUCCAAAAUUGUUCAAAAUUAGAAUGUUUAAAAAGGUAAAAUCACAAAUGUUUUAAUUGUAUUCAAAUUUCGCAUUGUCAAAUUGGAAGGAAAAGUCUUCUACAUGCAGUUCUAAA